Molecule: messenger RNA, 4431 nt
Organism: Paraglomus brasilianum
Lineage: Eukaryota; Fungi; Glomeromycota; Glomeromycetes; Paraglomerales; Paraglomeraceae
Source: the annotation of a GenBank genome assembly
AUGUCGCUCGAUGUGCGGAGACGUCAAGUGCUAGCUAAUAGCGUAGAAGAAAGAGUAGAAGUCAAUCAGAGACACUUGAUUGACAAGAUCCUUGCCAGAUAUUCUACAAAAUUCGUAGUAUUCAGAGAACUGAUGCAAAAUGCAGAUGAUGCAAGGUCAUCAAAGAUAGAAAUAGUUUUUGAAACAGGGGCAGAGAGUAAAGGCUUGAGUGGAAAAAAAUGCACCAGAAUAUUGUUCAAAAACAAUGGAUUUGUAUUCAGACCAGAUGACUGGAAUCGUUUGAAGAAAAUAGCCGAGGGAAACCCCGAUGAGCAAAAGAUUGGCGCAUUUGGUGUUGGAUUUUACUCGUUAUUUUCAGUAUGCGAGGAACCAUUUGUCUCUUCUGGUGACCAGGGCAUGGCAUUCUAUUGGCGUGGUUGUCAACUGUUCGCCAAGUUGGGACCAAUUGAUUCUGAUAAUGAACAGUGGACAACUUUCUUGAUGGAUGUCAAGGAACCCAUGGACAUACCAACAACUAACGAGUUUGGAAGAUUCCUGGCAACAUCCAUGGGCUUCACCGGAAACCUUCAUGAGAUAUGCGUAUAUAUAGACGACACAAUAAUCCUAAGCCUUUCUAAGAAAGAAAUGGAUUCACGGGUGAUGCAAAUAACCAAGGAUUUGAACGCAUACUCACCACGUAGGAUAUUCCAUCUCAAAGCAAUUGAUUUACAACGCGUAGAAAUGAAAGUCGAACGUUUUGUCACAGCACCAAAUGCAAAUACAAGGAAUGCAAGUAUCUCCCUCUACGUAGCAACUGGCCAUCUAGAUGUAUCCGUGACGGAAGUGUUCUCAGCAGAGAUGGAACGCAGUACUAAAAAGAAACCACCAAGCAAGACAACUAUUCAAAUGCUGUUUCCAGAGUUUGAUGAAAAUACCUUUUCUGCGGUUGAAAAGAAGGAAAAGGAUGGGUCUGAGAUGUUCAAAGGUUUGUCAACGUAUCCGAAACAAGGAAGAAUAUUUAUUGGUUUUCCGACGCAUCAAACGACAGGAUAUGUAUCCCACUUGGCGGGAAGGUUUAUUCCUACAGUUGAGCGCGAAUCGAUAGACCUGGUGAAUAAAACGCUGGCCGAGUACAAUGAGGAUUUAUUAUCGAUAGCGGGUGUGCUCACUCGCAUAUUAUACGAAGAUGAAAUGAACCAAGUAUCCCACCUCUAUGACAACAGAAUUAGAUACAGCCUCGACGUGGAUGAAAAAGAAUUACAGGCGGCACGCGAAUCAGUCUACAAAAGAGGCACAUACUCUCUUACUUACUUUACAUUUCGUUCAAGCACGCCCAAUGAUCGUGUGAGCACAAUAAUGGAAAAGACGUUUUUCUCGUGCUCUAAAAAACCUCUUCCUGUUAUUUCCACCCUCGGUGUCCUCCCUAUUAAUUUGAUUAGAUUGCCCAACCAGAACAUGGAAGGAUUCAUCAAGACGAUCCCUAUUGUUCCGAAGAGUGUACUGAAUAGCUGUGAAAAAUUUUUCGACAAGGCUAAAGAACGGGCAAUGAUCAUAGACGUCACGCUGGAUGAUGUGUUGAAUACAGAGUUGCAGGAUCGAACGUUGACCGAAACAGAGAUGACGGCUUUGAUGCAAUGGUGGAUUGACUAUUUUCCGAAUAAUAUAGUAUCGGACGCGGAAAAGUCUCGGUUUUUGCUUCGGGCUGUGAUUGUUGUUAACGGUAAUAAAAUGCCGUUGGCCAAAUUUAAAUAUUUUUUGAAUCCCAAAUUAAUUCCGCCCGACCAAGAUUUCCCUAUUGAGAUGUUGCCGUAUGCUAUUACGAAAACAUUUACUAAGAAGAAUGGACUCGAAUUAUACUUUAGCAACUACAAAGAGCUUUCGCUUCCCGGUUGGGUGGAUUUCCUCAUCAAAACACCAACAAUUCUUCAAAAACUCGAAUCCGAUAAAGUCUUUGCUGAAAAAUUUCUUGCUAUCCUCAACCGCGCCUUCACAAAUCUCUCCGCAGCGAACAAAAAGAUUCUCCAUUCGUUGUUAAACCAAAAGAAAAUAAUUCCUACUAAACACGGAAUGUACGUACCUGAUAAGGCCUACUUGUCUUCGUUGACCCUCCUUCCUGAUCUACCGACGGUUCAGUUAGAAAAUUCUCGAGCUGCUUCCGAUAAAUUUCUCAUUUUCCUUGGCGUUCGCGAGCAUGUUGACGUACAAUUAAUAUCGGAUCGAUUACUUUCCCGAGGAGAUUGGGAUUACGUGAAGCUUGUAGAAUAUUUUACGAAGAGAGCUAAUGAUCUGCAUGUACCUGCGACGGAACUGAGAGAGCUUGGAUUACCAAUUAUAAAAUGGAAGAGAUGGAGUGCUAAUUCAGCUGAAGCAAAAUUCCUAAUAGAUAUCGGUCUCCGCACACAUCCAACCCUAAGCAGAAUUCUCACCCUGGCCGCGCCUCCAAACACGCCAGAACUCAGACGCAAGGCUAUCGGAUACUUUCUUAAGAAAUUUGACCCCCACUAUAGAAACGACUACAAAGACACUAUUGAUAUAUCAUUUCUUCAGUGUGCUGAUUCAUCGACCUAUGCCAAACCUCUCGACUGUUUUGCCAACUCUGCGUGUAAUAUCAUGGGCUUUAACAUUUUGCACAAGAGCUUACUGAAUUACGCUAAUAUGUUGUGUGUCAAGACGGAUCCGCCAAAGUUGAAGCUUAUUGAAAGAUUGACCGAUAAACCGCCUAAGAAUAAAAACGAGGCGAAGAAGAUGUUUGAAUAUCUUGCAACACAAACGGGAUCGUUCGAAGAUCCAGAUUGGGAGAAAUUGGGAGAUGCAAAUUUUGUUCCUAUUGAGGACAAGAAGACUAUUAUACAUACUUGCCCGAAUAGAUGUUUAUUUGCGCGUAAACAAAGUAAUGAUGAAAGCUAUAAAGACUUCUUUUAUUAUGUUGACUUUGGUGAAAAAGCAAAUAACUUUCUCAAAUUAUGUGGCGUAAAAUAUUCGCCUACGCCAGAAGAGCUUGCUCGAAUGCUUGUUCGUUCUUCGAUUAAGAUCUGGAAGACGAUGGGCGAUAAAUAUAUGGAUAUUCUCCGGGUUGUCGCUAUAAACAUUAGAACAAUACGUCAAAAUAAAGAACUGGUUUCCGAAAUGAAACGUGCGCGCAUGUUCGUGGGAGUUGGAAUAGAACCAUCUGAUGAUGGUGAAGAGCAUGUCACGCGUCAUGUCUUAGCAAGGGCGCAAGAGAUUUUUCUGAAUGAUGAUCAUCACUUGUGGAGAAUGUUUGGUGUUUUCACAUGUCCGGAAGACAGAUUGCUUGAAAACCUUUAUCAGUUAGUUGGCAGUGUAUGGCUUCACGAGAAUGUACGAGUCAGAUAUAAUGUGAAAGGCAUAAAACAAUCCUCAGCAAAAUCCAUAGAACUCGAAUCCACAAUAAAACGACGUGCGCCUCUUUUUUACCAUAAUUAUGCGCCUCAUGGGAUCCGUUACGAUGCCGAUUGGAUACAGAAACACCUCAAUGUCAGAGAGGUCAGAAAGAUCGAAAAAAGUUAUGUGCUAAUCCCAACAAAGCAAACCAAAAUUGAAGAAACUACAUGUUUUUUCAAUUAUAUGGAAGCGAAUCGUACUUUAUGCAUUGUUGGAAAUAAGGUUUCUUAUCUGGACAUCGCCUAUAAUUUAUGUGAAGCUAUUUAUAGAAAGUUCGGGAUGAACGAUCCAUUGAUUAUGUACUCAGUAUUGACUUUACCGCCAGAUAGUCUCAGAAGACAAGGUUAUCCAGUGGAUAGGAUCCUGAAAAAACAAGGGAAAGUUAUCAUCGACACGUCGGACACGAAUCUACAAAGCCUGAUAACUAUGCCAAAGUAUACAAACGAUUUAAUAUUAGAGAGGGACUUGCGUAAUGCCGUGCUAUCUUGCAAGCCUAAUACGCAAAAUCAGUUGAUACUCGAAGCUUUUGUAGACGACAAACCUAGUAAGUGUACACUUAAGAUUGGUAUAUUGAAGCGUCGUUCACUUCUGUUAACUAUUCGCUUGUUAGGUUAUUCUGUAUGCCACGCCUUAAACCAUCCCUUAAAAUAUAUAUGUCAAGUUAGCGGGAUAAGAAUCUAUGCAAUAGACGACAUUAAAAAAGACAGGGAAGAUCUCAGCAAAUUUAUCGAACUCCUCAAAGAGCUCUGUGGUUUAUUCAAAUUAUCACAAGAUGUAGUACAUGUUUACUAUGAUACAGAUGGGACGACAGCUGCGUUUAAUCUUAAUGCGUCAUUAUUCUUUAAUCUAUAUAUUUAUGAGACAUUACAUGUUGAGACGUCGAGCCUUGAGGCGAUGACGUAUUGGUUCCUUACUUUUUGUCACGAACUAGCGCACAAUUUUGUGAAGUCACAUAAUGAGACUCACGAGUUUUAUCUCUCAUCAUUCGCCAGGACUCAUAUACCACCUUUGAUUGCGAAAUUGCAACAGCGUGGAUUAAUAGCCAGUUAA